Molecule: messenger RNA, 1434 nt
Organism: Paramecium tetraurelia
Lineage: Eukaryota; Ciliophora; Oligohymenophorea; Peniculida; Parameciidae
Exons: 6
Biological process (GO): protein dephosphorylation
Molecular function (GO): protein serine/threonine phosphatase activity
Source: RefSeq, a predicted model, not a curated record
AUGAAAAGAACAGUUGAUAUUUACAAAGCAAAUGUAAAGAAACCAAAACAGGCGAUAGGUAGCAAAUCACAGACGUCAUAUGCAGCAUACUUGAAUAGUGAUGUUAAAACCAUUGCUAAAUUGAAGGAAAACCUUUCCCAAAUCACCAACAAUUACUUUAUCAAGAAUCUACGCAUUGAACAGACACAGAAAUCCAGUGCCAAAUAGCUCAAGACCAAUUUCUCUUAGUUGAGAUAGCCCAGAUCUGCUACCAUUGAUGCCAAGAACUCUUAAAAAAAAAUAUCCAGACCCUAUGAAUCACUGUAACCGAAGAGAUAGACAGCAGUGGAAUCCACUUAGAAUCUGAUCAAACAAUAUGCCAAUCAAAAGUAGAAGACCAAUGUGGAUAAAAGAAAUUUAUGGCAUAAUUUUGUAACAGAAUCUAUAUUCAUAUUUUUACAGCUCAACAAUUCCAUCAUCGACCAAUAAGUGCGCAGAGCCUAGAGUUCAAGUACUCACAACAUGCGAUCAGAACCAAAGAGCGAUCUCAAAUAUAGAUCUGCUCAAUCUUUGCAUUACAAUCGUGAUUUCCUACAAUUCAAACUCUCCUUCAGCACCAGAACAAGACAAGGUCAAUUGGCAUCCAAUCCCAAUAAAACUAAUUAGGACACUUUCAUUUGCGAAACCAACAUCGUCUCUGACAUGCAUCUAUUCUCUGUGUGUGAUGGUCAUGGCUAAAAUGGGCAUUUUGUUUCAUAAUAUGUUAGAGAUCAUUUCACUAAAAUACUCAAAAGAGAUCAUCUAUUAAAAUAACAUCCCAGACAAGCCAUCGUCAAAUCUAUCUCCCUCCUAGCCAACCUAAUCAAUUAACAACCAUUUGACACUCAAUUCAGUGGCACCACCAUGAAUUCCAUCAUCAUCCAAGAUGGAGGACAUCUAAUCUGCUCCAAUGUCGGAGACAGUAGAGCAAUCAUUGGCAAAUUGGGAAACAAUCAAAAAUUCAAACCAUUCCCUCUAUCAAUCGAUCACAAACCCUGUCUUGAAAAAGAAAUGAAUAGGAUCCACAUGCAUGGCGGGAGAGUAGACACCUACUAUGAUGAUCAAGGUAAUUCGAUUGGACCAGCUCGAGUUUGGGUUAGAGAUGGAAAUUACCCAGGAUUGGCUAUGAGUCGAAGUCUUGGAGAUUAGAUUGCACAAUCAGUAGGUGUGUCUAGUGUUCCUGAGAUUUUUGAAUACCAAUUGACUCCUCAAGAUAAGUUCAUUAUUUUAGGGAGUGAUGGAGUCUGGGAAUUCAUUGAUAAUCAAAGUGUUGUUGAUAUUGUAGGCAAACAUUACAUUUAAGGGGAUUUGGAGGGUGCUUGCGAUGAAUUAAUGCAGAUAUCGUAUAAGAUGUGGACUUUAGAAGAUGAUUCAGUAGUUGAUGAUAUUACCUUAAUAGUUAUAUUCAUAAGCUGA